Brassica napus (rape) is the source of this 2313-nucleotide messenger RNA. RefSeq lists its product as uncharacterized. Lineage: Eukaryota; Viridiplantae; Streptophyta; Magnoliopsida; Brassicales; Brassicaceae. Gene Ontology annotation, molecular function: RNA-DNA hybrid ribonuclease activity; nucleic acid binding. The transcript has 3 exons. Bases 1 to 2313 code for a protein of 770 amino acids. The record is from RefSeq and is a predicted model, not a curated record.
AUGAAUGAUGACCUUAUAGCUCCUGUCUCUAAAUGGGAGGUCAAAUUAGCGCUUUUUGCCAUGCACCCAGAGAAAGCUCCAGGACCAGAUGGGAUGACUGCACUUUUCUACCAGAAAUUUUGGGAUAUAGUAAAGGAGGAUUUAACUCUUAUGGUUAAUAAAUUUCUUCUUGAGGGGACGAUGGUGAACAGACUGAAUGACAAAAAUAUAUGUCUCAUCCCGAAGAUAACAAAGCCUAAUGCAAUGACUCAAUUCAGACCCAUUAGCCUGUGCAAUGUCAGCUACAAGAUAAUCUCUAAAGUCUUAUGCCAAAGGUUGAAAAAAGUGCUACCAGGUUUGAUAUCGGAAACCCAGUUAGCCUUUGUUGCUGGGAGACAGAUUUCAGAUAAUGUUAUGAUCGCUCAGGAAAUGUUCCACGCAUUGAGAACGAAACCGAGUGGACGAAAUAAAAGGAUGGCCAUCAAGACAGACAUGAGCAAAGCAUAUGAUAGGAUGGAGUGGUCGUUUAUUGAAGUUGUCCUACGUAAAAUGGGAUUCUCAGAAACUUGGACUAGCUGGGUCAUGCGAUGCAUUACAUCGGUGAAAUAUAGGGUUCUCAUGAAUGGAGAGCCAAGAGGGAAUAUUAUUCCAGGUGGAAAAGAAGUACUGGUAAAAUCCAUUAUGCUCGCUCUUCCGACAUACGUCAUAUCAACUUUCCUGCUCCCAUUGGAGAUAUGUGAAAAUUUGGCAAGUGCCAUUGCUCAGUUCUGGUGGAGCUCGAAUCCACCAAAAAGGGGAAUACACUGGGCGAAAUGGGAGAAAGUCUGUCUACCCAGAGAGGAGGGUGGAAUUGGCUUCCGAUUGAUUCAUGACUUUAAUCUGGCGCUUCUGGCUAAACAACUAUGGAGACUAGUACAGUUUCCUGAUUCCCUGGUCGCCCGAGUCUUACGGGGAAGGUACUAUAGAUUGAGCUCACCACUGAGAGUAAGCCCUGUUAGUAGCUCAUCCUAUGUGUGGACUAGCAUCUCUGCUGCAAGAAAAUUGCUGCUACUGGGGUUUAGACAGAAGAUACACUCAGGCUAUGAGGUUAAGGUAUGGGAGGAUCCAUGGAUUCCAUCGAAUCCCGCCAGGCCAGCUGCCCCCAUAGCUCCUGUGAUGAACCCUAACAUGAGAGUAAGCGAUCUUAUUGAUCAGGGAUUGAAGGAUUGGGAUGUGGGACUGUUGGAGAACUAUGUUCAUCCUGAGGAUAUACCACUCAUAAGGAGUUUGGCCAUAAGCUCAACGCACCGUCGUGAUACUUUCUGCUGGAACUUUACAAGGAGUGGCCAAUACACGGUUAAAUCUGGAUAUUGGGUGGCACAUAAUUUAUUAAAGUUAACAGAGGAGAAGGAAGUUUUGGAGCCAAGUAUUACAAAGCUCCAGGCCUUUGCAUGGAAACUGAAGGCCCCUACGAAGAUAUGUCAUCUUAUGUGGCAGUUGUUAACUGGUCAUGUGGCAGUAACGAGGAAUUUAGUUAGACGCAAUAUGCGGUGUGACAAUUACUGCCCAAGAUGUGGAGAAGCAGAGGAGACUGUCACACAUGCAAUCUUUGAAUGUCCACCAGCCCGUCAAGUAUGGUCUUUAUCUUCAACCCCGACGUGCCCAAAUAUUUUUCCGGUAUCGAGCGUAUACACAAACAUGGAUUAUCUAUUUUGGAGGAAAAAUAGUAUCAUGGAGCCAGAGCAAGACAGGUAUCCUUAUCCCUGGAUAAUAUGGUUCAUUUUGAAGGCUAGGAAUGAAAAACUCUUCAGGGGCAUAGAUAGAGAUCCUCUGGAACUAGUUAGACAUGCUGAGAGUGAAUGCCAUGCAUGGUUUGAAGCUAAUGAGGUGGUACAAGCAGUUACACAAGACACUAUAAAUGAGGAACCCCAAGCCGUAUGCUUGGAAAAUAUUUGUUUACAAGAUGGUUCUUGGACCCUUUCAGCUAACUUUAGUGGAUGUGGAUGGACAUGGAUGGAUAGCUCAGGGAAUAUUCAGCUUAUGGGGACAAAAAACUUCCCUCGACGUGAAUCAGCCUUGCAUUCGGGGGUAGAAGCACUGCGGUGGGCGAUGGAGAGUAUGCUGCAGCACUCGACCUGCCAGAGCUUUGGGACAGACUGUAAGGAACUGAUUGCUAUGGUUAAGGAUCCUCAGGCGUGGCCAAGCUUUGCGACAGAAUUGGAGAGAAUAGAGACGCUACAGAUAUGCUUCCCGGACUUCAACAUCACUUACAUUCCACGGGCGCAUAAUCAGACUGCAGAUUUUCUAGCUAAGACUGCUAGAUCUUUUCGUAGAGAGUUACACUUUAGCAUUUAA